CGGUUUCAACCGGUUACGAGUUUGUUGCUUGUGGGAAGGAGGCACAGGCUCAGUCUCUAUUACCGCCCUGGUGCAAAAUAUACUUCAGUGCAGAGCACAUUUCAGGUUAACUUUGUGUCGUAACAUGAACCGGACUGAGAAAAUACCGAACUCGCCGUGAUUGUUGAUGCGGAAUUCACAUCCUUGUGGUCCUUAAAUCAAGCUACUAGCUUGUGUAGUCUUCACAGAGGAAUAGUGGGGCUGGCCAGUCAACGACUCAUCCUAAAAAAAAAAAAAAAAACACCCGGCACCAACGAUACUGGAUCAAAUAAACAUAAUUUUAGCAACUCUGGCAGACAAGCCCACCUUCUUUCUCUCAAAGGCUUGGACUUUAGAGCUCUAUGCCAGCAAUUAUGACAAUGUUAGCCGACCAUGCAGCCAGACAGCUGCUGGACUUUAACCAGAAACUGGAUAUCAACCUGCUGGAUAAUGUGGUCAACUGUCUGUACCAUGGGGUUGGGCCACAGCAAAGAAUGGCCCAGGAGGUGCUGACUCAUUUGAAGGAGCACCCAGACGCGUGGACUCGUGUUGACACUAUUCUGGAGUUCUCUCAAAACAUGAACACCAAAUACUAUGCUCUGCAGAUUCUGGAAACAGUUAUUAAAACAAGAUGGAAGAUUCUGCCCAGAAACCAGUGUGAAGGCAUUAAAAAGUAUGUUGUGGGCCUCAUUAUAAAGACAUCAUCAGAUGCAGCCAAUGUCGAGAAAGAGAAAGUGUACAUUGGAAAACUCAACAUGAUAUUAGUACAGAUCCUGAAGCAGGAGUGGCCGAAACACUGGCCCACAUUUAUCAGUGACAUUGUUGGAGCGAGCCGCACCAGUGAGAGCCUUUGCCAGAACAAUAUGAUCAUUCUCAAGCUCCUCAGUGAGGAGGUGUUUGACUUCUCCAGUGGCCAGAUGACACAAGUGAAAGCCAAACACCUGAAGGACAGCAUGUGCAAUGAGUUCUCCCAGAUAUUCCAGUUGUGCCAGUUUGUGAUGGAAAAUUCCCAGAAUGCCCCACUUGUGCAUGCUACAUUAGAGACUCUGCUGAGGUUUCUCAACUGGAUUCCCUUGGGCUAUAUCUUUGAAACUAAACUCAUCAGUACUCUGGUGUACAAGUUUUUAAAUGUGCCGAUGUUUCGCAACGUGACGCUGAAGUGCUUGACUGAGAUAGCAGGAGUCAGUGUCAGCCAGUACGAGGAGCAGUUCGUCAGUCUCUUCACUCUGACCAUGAUGCAGCUCAAACAGAUGCUUCCUUUGAACACCAACAUUCGAUUGGCGUAUGCAAAUGGUAAAGAUGAUGAGCAAAACUUCAUUCAGAACCUCAGCCUGUUCCUCUGCACCUUCCUCAAAGAGCACGGACAGCUGAUAGAAAAGAGACUGAACCUCAGAGAGACGCUUAUGGAGGCUCUACAUUACAUGUUGCUAGUGUCAGAGGUGGAGGAGACCGAGAUCUUUAAGAUCUGUUUGGAGUACUGGAACCACCUGGCAGCCGAGCUUUACAGAGAGAGUCCUUUCUCAACAUCCACCUCUCCUCUCCUCUCAGGGAGCCAACACUUCGAUGUACCUCCCCGCAGACAACUCUACCUGCCUGUGCUGUCUAAGGUGCGUUUGUUGAUGGUGAGCCGCAUGGCCAAGCCAGAAGAAGUGCUAGUGGUGGAGAACGAUCAGGGCGAGGUGGUUCGAGAGUUCAUGAAGGAUACAGACUCCAUUAACCUUUACAAGAACAUGAGGGAGACGCUUGUCUAUCUUACCCAUCUGGACUAUGCCGAUACCGAGCGUAUUAUGACAGAAAAGCUUCAUAAUCAGGUGAAUGGUACUGAGUGGUCCUGGAAGAACCUGAACACGUUGUGCUGGGCCAUUGGUUCCAUCAGUGGAGCCAUGCAUGAAGAGGAUGAGAAGCGGUUCCUUGUCACUGUCAUUAAGGACCUUUUGGGUCUAUGUGAGCAGAAGAGAGGCAAGGAUAACAAGGCCAUCAUUGCCUCCAACAUCAUGUACAUAGUGGGCCAGUAUCCACGGUUCCUACGUGCACACUGGAAAUUCCUGAAGACUGUUGUCAACAAAUUGUUUGAGUUCAUGCAUGAAACCCAUGAUGGAGUGCAAGACAUGGCGUGUGACACAUUCAUUAAGAUUGCUCAGAAGUGCAGGAGGCAUUUUGUGCAGGUGCAGGUGGGAGAGGUGAUGCCCUUCAUUGAUGAGAUCCUCAACAACAUCAACACCAUCAUCUGUGACCUCCAGCCCCAGCAGGUGCAUACAUUUUACGAAGCUGUUGGCUAUAUGAUUGGAGCGCAGACCGACCAGGCUGUACAGGAACACCUGAUAGAGAAGUACAUGUUGUUGCCUAAUCAGGUGUGGGACAGCAUCAUUCAGCAGGCCACCAAGAAUGUGGACAUCCUGAAGGACCCGGAGACAGUGAAGCAGUUGGGCAGCAUCCUGAAGACCAAUGUCAGAGCAUGUAAAGCCGUGGGACACCCUUUUGUUAUUCAGCUGGGCCGGAUCUACCUGGACAUGCUAAAUGUAUACAAGUGCCUCAGUGAAAACAUCUCUGCUGCCAUCCAAACUAACGGUGAGAUGGUGACAAAGCAGCCUCUCAUCAGGAGCAUGCGCACAGUAAAGAGAGAGACUCUAAAGCUGAUCUCAGGCUGGGUCAGCCGCUCCAAUGACCCACAGAUGGUGGGGGAGAACUUUGUUCCUCCGCUGUUGGAUGCUGUGCUCAUUGAUUACCAGCGCAAUGUACCAGCGGCAAGAGAACCGGAAGUGCUCAGUACCAUGGCAACAAUCGUAAACAAACUGGGUGGACACAUUACUGGAGAGAUCCCACAGAUAUUUGAUGCAGUGUUUGAGUGCACAUUAAACAUGAUCAACAAAGAUUUUGAAGAGUACCCAGAACACCGGACACAUUUCUUCUACCUGCUGCAGGCGGUGAACUCUCACUGUUUCCCAGCAUUCUUGGCCAUCCCACCAGCCCAGUUUAAGCUUGUGCUUGACUCUAUUAUAUGGGCUUUUAAACACACUAUGAGAAAUGUGGCAGACACCGGCCUUCAGAUUCUCUACACGCUGCUGCAGAACGUGGCUCAGGAAGAAGCGGCAGCUCAGAGCUUUUAUCAGACAUACUUCUGUGAUAUCCUACAACACAUCUUCUCUGUAGUCACAGAUACAUCACAUACAGCCGGUUUGACUAUGCAUGCUUCUAUUCUGGCGUACAUGUUUAACCUUGUUGAGGAAGGAAAAAUCAGUACAGCUCUAAACCCCUCAAGCCCAGUCAACAACCAAGUGUUUAUUCAGGAGUAUGUGGCCAACUUGCUCAAAUCAGCUUUUCCACACUUACAAGAUGCCCAGGUCAAAGUAUUUGUGACUGGCCUGUUCAGUUUAAACCAAGACAUCCCAGCAUUCAAAGAACACUUGAGGGAUUUCCUUGUACAGAUCAAGGAAUUUGCGGGUGAGGACACCUCAGAUCUAUUCCUGGAGGAGAGAGAGGCAUCGCUGCGUCAGGCCCAUGAGGAGAAACACAAGCUGCAGAUGUCCGUGCCUGGCAUCCUCAACCCUCACGAAAUACCUGAGGAGAUGUGCGACUGAAUUCGCACACAAACUCACAGCACACACACUGCGCUGACUCCUAAACAAACUAAACACACGACUAAAGUGGUGUUGUGGCUGCUCUUCUGUGGGUUUUCUCGUAAGUGUGUGUGUGAGCACUUAGGCUCUUCCUGCAAGGAGGCGAUUUCCGCACUUGGCUGUCUCUUGACCAAAACAAUGCCAAUAUGUAAAAGAUACUGUCACCCAGUGGCCCUAUUUGCAUAGUACGUGUUUCAUACAGACACUUUUACGUUUUACCUUUCCAUUGUUAACUGCUUACAUUUGGUCACUGUAAUCCGAACAUGCAUGAAGUGUCACAUCUGUACAAUUAACUCGCUUGUGCUCGCUUUUUUUUUUUUUUUUUUUUUUUUUUUU
This is a messenger RNA of Cyprinus carpio (common carp), 3971 nucleotides long. RefSeq names its product exportin-1. The record is from RefSeq and is a predicted model, not a curated record. Gene Ontology annotation, cellular component: cytoplasm; nucleus. The coding region runs from base 381 to 3596 and encodes 1071 amino acids. Gene Ontology annotation, biological process: ribosomal large subunit export from nucleus; protein export from nucleus; ribosomal small subunit export from nucleus. Gene Ontology annotation, molecular function: nuclear export signal receptor activity; small GTPase binding. The transcript has 25 exons. NCBI's taxonomy places the organism in Eukaryota, Metazoa, Chordata, Actinopteri, Cypriniformes, Cyprinidae.